AAAAAAGAAUCAUUUUUUUUACAUUCUGUGCAUACGAGCGUCAAAAAGUUUAAAAAUACUCUUCAUUCAUUAUCAUUUAUAUUACUAUAAGAAAGUAAUUAGGCAUAUAACAGUUUCAGUUAACCUAUAACACAAAAAAUUGUCACCCUUACCCUCAAACCAGGUGGAACUCGAUUUACACAUUACUCAAAUCGAUCAAGAUUCAUCGAAAAAUUCUAAUUGAACUAUUUCAACAGAAACAUCGUCUAGAUAUAACGUUGAAACAAAGAAAUCAACCGGCUUCAUUCGAACUGACUAGUGAUAAUUAUAAUACGAUUGGUAUGAUGUUAUACGUAUUACGACCAUUUAAAGCAGCGACAAAACUAAUAAGCGGCUCAUCAUAUCCCACAGUUGGUUUAACUUUGUAUGCAAUUCGUAAAAUUCAAAAUUUUCUUGAGAAAACUGCUGAUGACGAGAACAAUGAAAAUGAUGAACUUUUGGCCCAAAUGAAAACACGAUUACUGGGACGUUUGAAACAUUAUACCAUCGACGACAAGGCACAAUUCAAACGCCUAUCCGUAAGCUGA
Messenger RNA from Didymodactylos carnosus, 566 nucleotides. The record is from the annotation of a GenBank genome assembly. NCBI's taxonomy places the organism in Eukaryota, Metazoa, Rotifera, Eurotatoria, Philodinida, Philodinidae.